Molecule: messenger RNA, 8526 nt
Organism: Xyrichtys novacula (pearly razorfish)
Lineage: Eukaryota; Metazoa; Chordata; Actinopteri; Labriformes; Labridae
Source: the annotation of a GenBank genome assembly
AUGUCUCCUGUAGUUAAUGUGUUACAGAGUCCGUUCACACCUUCACAUUCACAUUUAACACGAACACAGGUAAGAAGGUCGACCCUGCAUGUUCGAGUUUCAGCUGAUUAAACACAAACGAAGAAGAAAAAGAGAACGACGAAAAAAAGGAGAAAAGAGAGAGACUCACCAGAGGGAAAGUCCAGCCGAGCGUCAGACUGAAGAACUGCAGACUGAGAUCAUGAAGCUGCUUCUCUCUCUCUCUCUCUCUCUCUCUCUCUCUCUCUCUCUCUCUCUGAGGUGUGGCUCUAACCAGGAAAUCCAUCCUCACUUUUUUUUCUACAGGACUUCAUUUUUUUUCUCUCUUUUUCCUUCUUCCUUCUUCUCCUUCGGUAAAUUUCCAGUCAAACAUCUCCCCCUGCUGGCUGCGCAGACUCAUUACACCGCAGUGACACCGUUAAAACCAUAGGUUAAAACCAUAGACUGUCCACUGAGACUGAUAUAGUUUUAAACAUUUGAAUGACAUGUUUAUGUUUUUAUCAGGAUCUUUUUUUUUUUUAAAUCAUUUUUCCAUUGCGUCUUAUGAGUGUCUCAUCAUUAGUAUUAUGAUUAUUAGUCUUAUUACUCAAAUCUUUCUGUAUUUUAAAUUGUGUUUCUUUUUUGUUAAGCAUCUUCAGGCACUUGUAAAAGCGUGUUAUACAUUAAAUUUGUGUGUGUGUGUGUAUAUAUAUAUUCGUCUUCGAGGUGUUGAGCUUCAGGUGGUUAAGGCGCCACCAGGAGGCAAAGUCCCCCAGAAAGACUCCGGUACCCCUCCUCUCGGUCAUCGUCUGCUGAUCACGGUUUCUGAUGUGGCAUCCCUCAUCCUGACAUACUGUGGCCUGUCUGUUAGGUAGCUGGAGAUCCACGCCACCAGGUAGGGGUCCACUCCCAUGCUGUUGAGUUUGUCCUGUAGCAAGGGGGGCUGGAUUGUGUCCUCCACCCCAACACCUGGCUGGUAGGGGAACUGCAGGUGGUCUCGGGCAUGUUGCACCUGGGGUCUGAGGAAGGUGAGGAAGAGCCGCUCCAGAGUCUUCACAAGGUGGGACGUGAGUGCCACCGGUCGGAAGUCAUUCAGCUCGCUGGGCCGGUUCUUCUUAGGCACCGGAACUAUGCAGGAUGUCUUCCAGAGGGUGGGCACAUAUAUAUUUAACUUUAUUCCCAUGUGGCUUGAUAAGGGUUUGUUUUUACACUCGUGCUCUCUAAAACUGUUGUGUCAGAUGUCUUAUCUAUUUUUUAGUCUGUUUAUUUUAUUGUGUACAGUAGAAACUUAACAACCAUACCGGAAAUAACCUUCUAUUACAAAAUAAAUGUUAAACUUUUUAAAACCUUCACAAAUAACAUUUCUUUUAAACUCUAAAAGUCCCUCAGAAAAAACUCGAGGUAUUCCAAAUACUUUAACUGACGAACGGAUUAAGAUUUAAUCGUAUAAAAAAUUCUGUAAUUAUCAACUGAACAAUUAUUUUACAAACUAAUUUACAAAAAAUAAUUGUACAUUUGAACAUUAGUACAGGAAUUAUUUUUUCUAAUCAACGUUUAAACGGUCCAUUUUUUUUAUUUCACAGAUUUUAUUUGAUUCUUGUUUUGAUCAUUUUUUUGUCCAUUGUGGAGAGGAAAUACGUUUAAAAAAAGGCUCCAGCUUUUAUACUGAAAGGCUUGAGCGAAAGUGUCGGUGUAUAUUCAGGUUAGCUUGACGCAGGCGCAGAGCUGAUUUAACCUGCAGCAGCAGCUGAGCCGCAGACAGAGACUGAACCUGCUGCAACAAAAGAGAAAAACGAACAAAGAAGAUAAAAACAAACUGAUUUUAUUUUGUCACCGGAAACGAACAGGUAAAGCUUUUUAUUCAAACCUUUAAUAUUUUAAUUUUCCGGAACAUUUCCAUGUGUUUUCUGAGAAAAAGCCGGUUCGAUGAUGAACCUGCUGCUGAUUUAAGCCGUUAAAAACCAACAACAACCAAACCUCAGCUCAGAACCUCAAAAUUUAGCUCGUUUUGACUGAUAAACGUCGAUAAAUCGUCGACUAAAUUCGGUUUAAUUCGGUUGCCUCAUCAGCUGCUGAUGAGCUGAACUGAGCCGGGCCAACGCCUCUGACUCAGCCUGAUCGAUGAACCAAUAACAACGAUCAUCAAUAACACUGAUCACUGUGUAACGUUAACAGGAGCUGGGACCACUGUGAAACCACUCUAUUUAAAAAAUAUAUAUAUAGAAAAAUAAAAUCCAGAUCUGAUUAGUUUUUGUGAAAAAAUGAGGACGAUCAGCCGGAGGGACUGGGUAAAUCAGAACCACCGCCCCGGGAUCAAUAAUAUCAGACAGACGGAGAGAAUAAACAGUUUAGAGUAAAAUAGACAGAAAAAUGAAGGGGGUUUGGUGGAUCCGAGUCAGACUGACAGAGAUGUCUGUAGGUUUAUUUCAGUCUGACCCACUUUCUAAAUCUGCAUGUAGACCAGAACCCAGAAAAAAACAUGUGUUCAAAUCUAUCUAUCUAUCUAUCUAUCUAUCUAUCUAUCUAUCUAUCUAUCUAUCUAUCUAUUAUUAUAUUUACUCUAAUGAUAAAACUCAGGAUCAUCCAGAUCUGAGACGAAAUGAUAUUUAUAUCUUAUAGAUCAGAAAAUCACAGAGUGAACGGAUCUGAUUAUUCAGUUAUCAAUCUAUUUAUUUAUUCAUUUAUGUAUUCGUGUAUUUGCUUAAACAUUUUAUUGAACUCAGAGGAGAAAAUCUGUCACACUCACCAUCUAUUGGCUGAGCUGAGGGUCUGUCUGUCUGUCUGUCUGCUGAUGAUUAGUCAUGUCCAGUUUUCAGAAACCGUCUCAUGUCUCAGGCUUUUUAUACUUAGACUUGAUUUAAAUCCUUAAAUUGGUGCCAGAGGGAUAUUCAGUCAGCACACCUGUUAUUAGAGAGAUCAUAAUAAAGAAAUAUUCACAGAAAUAUCAAUAAAAAUGAAGUAAGAAAAUGAAACUUUUUUUAUAGUAGUAGUAGUAGUAGUCAUGUCAUGACAACACCAAAUAUUGUACACAAUAUUGACAUUUCACACAAAAUCACUAAAUCAAGAAUCAUUUGUUGAAUAUUGACUGAAAAGGCAAAAGUAGCCUGCUUAUAAAAGCCUAUCCUGUAUUGUCAACUUUUUAAGGCUACUGACCUCCAGAAAAGUAGAGAAACCACAACAACAGAUAAUUAAUCGCACUUAUAAGCUUCAAAAAUUGCUUUACAAACCAUUUUCUUAAAAACCAAAAAAGAGUGACAUGUUUUUAGAUUUAUGUUGGCAUCAUUCUAGAAUUUAACUCCAGUAACGGAGACACAUCUCCUUUUCAUACUUUUUUUUAGCUUUUUGUACAGAAAAUUUGCAAGCACCUCUGAGAUUGUGCGGACUGUCCCGAAUUGAAAAGAACCUCUGUUUUGAGUCAGGGAGCAUAUUUGAUUUUGCUCUAAACAUAAUUUGUAUUUUUUUAUAAUAAAACAGAUCAUAAAAUUUCAUAACAUAAGAAUUUAGAAAAAGUGGCUCCAUGUGAUCAUAAUAAUCAGCCUUAUUGAUAAUACAUAUAACUCGUAUGUGCAGUUUUAUUAUUGAAUUUAUAGUGGUUUUAAAGGUGGAUCCCCACAGUUACACACCAAGAUAUAUAGGGAACAAUCAAUGAGUAGUAGAUCAAAUGCAAGGCCUUGGAAUUCAAUACUUUUCUCAAUUUGUACAGGAUUGCAAGUGAUUUUGAAAUUUUCCCUUUAAUGUAUUCAAUGUGUUGUUUCCAUGUUAACAAUGACAAACGAUCAAUGACAACCCCAAGAAAUUUAGUCUCAGUAACUCUUUCAAUGUCAACAUUACAGAUUCUUAAUUUAACAUUACAAUCACAUUCAUUUCAAUUCCCAAAAACCAUAAUUUAAAAAAAAAAUCUUUACAGAUUAUUUAUUGGCAUCAAACCAAGUCUUGAGAUUUUCCAGCUCCAUUUCUACACAACACAAAAGUUCCUUUAAAUUCUUACCGGAGCAAAACAAAUUGGUAUCAUCUGCAAAUAUUACAUAUCUGUUACACUGCAGAAGUCAUUGAUAUAAAGAAUGAACAAUAUUGGACCAAUCACUGAUCCUUGUGGUACGCCACAUGUAAUCUUUCUAAGCGAUGACAUGGUAUCAGUUAUUUGUACACACUAGUGUCCAUUACUUAAAAACUUUCCAGCCAAGAAUGAACAACCCCCCACAUUCCAUAUCUCUUAUUUCUGAUAACUGUCUGUGAUCUAUGGUGUCAAACGCCUUCUGCAGAUCAAUAUACAGACCAAUGGAACAGUCACCAUUUUCAUUUGCAUUUGCAAUUUCUUCUACCAUUUGCAUUACUGCAAAAGCAGUAGUUCUGUUUUCUCUGAAUCCAUUAUUGAUUUUUCACUUAUAAAAAAACAUAAAAAAACGAUAAAUGAUAUAGAUUCAAAGAAAUAAGCAGCAUCUCUGAACCAUAUACGGUAUAAAUUAUUGUAUAUUAUAUAUAUAUAUAUUCUAUAUCCAGUCUACGGUCCGAACACGGAGCCACAGAAAUCUGAGAGUUUAACAGUCAGUCUGAUUUACAGAAACACAUGAAACACACAGGAGUUUGUAGCUCCUUUUUGAAAAGCUAGGUCAGUCAAAAAAAGCUCUGCCGGAUUUGAACACACAACCUGACGUCUCUGAUUUAAUCUGAUUAAACUGUAAUCUGUGUUUCUGAUGAACACCGUCCUCUUUUAAACUUUGAUUUAAAGUCAGAAAGUUAAAAAAGUUGAGUUAAACAAACUGUAGAGUUAAAACCAGAGCUGUGAAGGUUCAGGAGUCAAACAGAAAUCAGAGUGAAAAUUAAACAUUUAAAAAGUCUGAUAAUCUGAUCUCAGAGGAGAUCAUCAGGGUCUAAAAUAUUCAUAUCUGAGCCUAAAAAUUGAGCUUUUUUGAGUGAGGUUUGGUCUACUGACGUGAUCAGAUAAAGCCGGUUUGAAAUAAUAAUUAGGUGUGACAUGUUUUUGUUUCUCAGAGCAAGUCAUGAUGGAGAAAUCAAACAGCCAAUACGAUUCCUUCCUCUACUGGAGGCAGCCAAUCCCAGCGCUCGACCUGUCCGAGCUGGAGGACCUGGGUUUGACUGACAGCCUGUUGACCAAUUGCAGCUCAGGGAAGGAGAAGACGUCCACCAUGCUGAGGGGUCAGGACGAGGAGGUGAGGAGACAAGGAGGGGUAAGGAUGAGGAGGUGAGGGGACAAGAAGGUGAGGGGUCAGGAUGAGGAGGUGCGGGGACAGUGAGGGGUUAGGACGAAGUGGUGAGGAGACAAGGAUGGGUCAGGACCAGGAGGUGAGGAGACAAGGUGGGGUAAGGACGAGGAGGUGAGGAGACAGUGAAGGGUCAGGAUGAGACAGUGAGGAGUCAGGACGAGGAGAUGCAGAGACAGUGAGGGGUCAGGACGAGGAGAUGUGGGGACAAGGAGGUGAGGAGACAGUGAGGGGUCAGGAUGAGGAGGUGAGGAGACAGUGAGGGGUCAGGAUGAGGAGGUGAGGAGACAGUGAGGGGUCAGGAUGAGGAGGUGAGGAGACAGUGAGGGGUCAGGAUGAGGAGGUGAGGAGACAGUGAGGGGUCAGGAUGAGGAGGUGAGGAGACAGUGAGGGGUCAGGAUGAGUAGGUGAGGAAACAGUGAGGGGUUAGGAUGAGGAGGUGAGGAAACAGUGAGGGGUCAGGACGAGGAGAUGAGGGGACAAGGAGGUGAGGAGACAGUGAGGGGUCAGGAUGAGGAGGUGAGGAAACAGUGAGGGGUCAAGAUGAGUAGGUGAGGAAACAGUGAGGGGUUAGGAUGAGGAGAUGAGGAGACAGGAAGGGGUCAGGACAAGGAGGUGAGGAGACAAGGAGGGUUCAGGACGAGGAGAUGAGGAAGCAGUGGGGGGGUCUAAAUAUUAGAAUCAGCUUUGAUGGAGUCAAAUGGUCUCAGGGAGUCAGAGGCUUAGAGCAAAGACGAGGAGGGUUAGACCUCAGAUUGAUCCUCAUCCAGCUGGGGUUAGACCUCGACUCAGGUGGUCUUUACACAGGCGAAUUUGUAAGACACUGGUAUAAUAAACUAUCAAUCUGGUGAUAUUGACACACGAAGACGCGCAUUUGUCCAUGACUCCGCAUCUUUUUUGAAAACGGGUCUGCAGGUGGAUAUCUGGGUAUUCAUCUUCAUGCCGUAGUUGGUAUAAAUAGAUAAGUCCGGAAAAGACGGUGACCUCAUAGCACCCCUCCUCCUCCCCGCCCCCCAACCCACGUUGUCACCCACACAGCAUGUAUGUAUGCGCAUGCGCGUUCUCUGUUUUUGGUGCUUUCUGGUAAUUUGACAGCGUCACCUUUAGGCCGGGCGUAUGUACUACAUGAUUUUGCGUGGAUUUUGCGUUGUCAUGUAAAUGCACUACGCCUAUGUACAAUAAGUGUAAGAUGUGUAAACAGCUAUACAUGUUUUGGUGCCGAUGCCAGGACAAUAUGGGGCCGUCCUCGUGUGAGGAGGGCCUCAGAGGGGUCAUAUUUCCUGUCUGACCUGGAAAUGCCAUCAGAGAGACAUCUGAGGUGACUCGUUUGGCUUUGAGCCACCACAGCCUGACCCCAGAGAGAAAACGGAUGUCAGGGGGACCAACUCAGGUCUAGUGUUACCGAUGGUGUCACUGAAACCCAGUAAACAUGUAGUCAUGUAUGUGGUCUAAACUGACAGUCGACCUCAGAUUUACAGGCGCCCUGAUAACUUCACUUCACUGUGUGCACAAUUAUGAGGCGAGUUGUAUUUUUAAGGAUUAAUUACAUUUUUGAACAACUACAGUGCUCUCGGUCAAUCCAAACUCUUAAUAAACCUCAAACUUGAAUAUUUAAGAGAAUAAAAGUGAGGUUUUGGCUUUCUUAGGAGAAUAUCUAUGUGUGCACAAUUAUUGGGCAACUAUUAGUGUGCAGAAUUAUUAUGCAACUAAAUCAAAAAUGAAAAUUUUCCCAUCUCACUUGUUUAUUUUCAUUCGUUAAAGUGAGAAUAAUAAACAAACAACUCAAAAUAUAACCACCCCUCUUUUCAAUAACAGUCAUAAGACUUCCGUUCAUGGAGUCUGUCAACUUCUUGAUCAACCACAGCCUCCCAGACUCUGUUCAGAGAGGUCGACUGUUUUCCUUUACCGUAAAUCUCCUGUUUAAGAAGGGUCCACAAGUACUCAAUAGGGUUUAGGUCAGGUGAGGAAAGGGGACCAUGUCAUUAUUUUUUUCCUUUUUAAGGCCUUUACUGGUCAACCACACAGAGGAGGACUUUGAUGCAUGCGAUGGAGCAUUGUCCUGCAAAAAAAAUGAUGGUCUUCUUGAAAGAUGCAGACGUUUUCCUGAAGAAAGUGUCUUUAAAAACUGACAGUAGGUUUGGGAGUUGAUUUCAAGUCCAUCUUCAACCCGAAAAGGUCCAACUGGCUCAUCUUUAAUAAUACCAGCCCAUACCAGAACCCUGAAGUGGAGCUCUGUGCCUGUUACUGAUUCAGCCACAGGCCUGUCCAUCUGGUCCAUCAAAGAGUCCCUCUCAUCUCAUCAGUCCAUAAAACCUUUAAAAAUAUGUCUUUAGAUAUUUCUUGGCCCAGUCUUGAUGUUUUAACUUGUGUCUUGUUCAGUGGUGGUCGAGUUUCAGCCUUCCUUACCUUGGCCAUGUCUCUGAAAGCUGAACACCUUGCUCUUCGGGGAACUCCGGGUAGAUUGCAGUUCUGGAAUAUUCUGGAGGAUAACGGGUUACCGGUAUCUUCACGUUUGAGUCUUCUCAAAUCUUUGGCAGUUAAUUUGCAUUAUUUUUCUCGACACGUUUUGUGACCCUGUUGACUAUUUGCAACAAAAUGUUUGAUGGUUCUGUGAUCAAUAUCUUAACAUUUCAAGAGUGCUGCAUCCCUCUGAAAGACUUUUUACAGUUUUCGACUUUUCAAAGUAAUUUAAAUCUUUUUGGCCCAUUUUACCUGAGGAAAAGAAGCUGCCUAAUAUUUAUGCACACCUUGAUAUGAAGUGUUGAACUCCUUAGGCCCCACCCUCCCUCAUUACACAAAUACACAUCACCUAAUAUACUCAUAUCCAAUAGGCGUUCCAGUUUAUACAGCUUGGUGUUGGAAAAUAUGCAUAAAAAUGAUGAUAUGGUCAAAAUACUCACUUGCCUAAUAAUUGUGCACACAGUGUAAACUGGGUUAGAAAAAGUCCCGAUCUAGGAGCCGGACCAUCGACCAGGUCUCGCCACCUUUUAGCUGACGGCCCUGCAGACCAGAUUGAACAUGUCAACCAUUUAGGCGGUUCCUACAGGACGAUGAUCUCCUCUCCUGCAUGUUUAUGAAUUUAAACCUACAAGAACCCACCAAAUAGACCACGCCCUACUCAAUCAGACUACACCCACUCAGUCAUGGAGGUGGUGAACUGGGAAAAAUACUGAGGUGCACCAGAAUAAUCAGUUGUUUUUUACCAUCUCCUCAGGGUGUCCUCUCUGAGUUUUCCUCCUUUAACUAUUGGAGAGCUCCGAUCGGCGACGUGGACGCUCUGCUGGCUGACCUCAACCUGCUGCUCUGA